Messenger RNA from Spinacia oleracea (spinach), 1228 nucleotides. RefSeq names its product PHD finger protein ALFIN-LIKE 1. Bases 256 to 978 code for a protein of 240 amino acids. Gene Ontology annotation, biological process: regulation of DNA-templated transcription. NCBI's taxonomy places the organism in Eukaryota, Viridiplantae, Streptophyta, Magnoliopsida, Caryophyllales, Amaranthaceae. Gene Ontology annotation, cellular component: nucleus. The record is from RefSeq and is a predicted model, not a curated record. Gene Ontology annotation, molecular function: transcription cis-regulatory region binding; transcription coregulator activity; histone binding. The transcript is spliced from 5 exons.
UCUCUCAUUCUGUCUUUUGUGGCGAUCUCACCGCAUCUCUCUUCUCCCCUAAUUUUUCUCUCUCCUCUGAAUGCCAACAAAACCCCACACUUCUUCCUCCAAUUCAACCAUUUCUUCACUCACUUCCUCAUACCUUUUUCUCCUAAUUUAUUCAUUUCGUGUAUGUAACAAUUAAUUUCUUCAUAAAGUAGAACAAUUUUAAUUAAAACCCCUUUUUUAAAUUAAGGAUUUUUAUUACGAUAUAAAAAAAAAACUAUGUCAUCGUCAAAUCCUCGAACUGUGGAGGAGAUCUUCAAGGAUUUCAGCGCUCGCCGUGCUGCUAUUGUUCGUGCUCUUAGUUCUGAUGUUGACGAAUUCUAUGGACUUUGCGAUCCGGAAAAGGAGAACUUGUGCUUGUACGGGCAUCCAAAUGAAUCUUGGGAAGUCAAUCUCCCCGCGGAGGAAGUUCCACCAGAGCUUCCUGAGCCAGCUCUUGGAAUCAACUUUGCAAGGGAUGGAAUGAACAGGAGAGAUUGGCUUUCUUUAGUCGCUGUGCAUAGUGAUUGUUGGUUGUUAUCUGUGGCUUUCUAUUUUGGUGCUCGUCUUAACCGCAAUGAGAGGAAACGUCUAUUCAGUAUGAUAAAUGAACUGCCAACUGUCUUUGAAGUAGUGACAGAAAAGAAGCCUGUGAAGGACAAGCCUAGUGUGGAUAGUGGUAGCAAAUCCCGAGGAAGCACCAAGAGAUCCAGUGAUGGGCAGGUCAAGAGCACACCCAAGCUGACAGAUGAGGGCUUUGAGGAUGAAGAAGAUGAGCAAGGUGAAACACUGUGUGGUAGCUGUGGUGGUAAUUACAGUGCGGAUGAAUUUUGGAUUUGCUGUGAUAUUUGCGAAAGGUGGUUCCAUGGAAAGUGCGUGAAGAUAACUCCGGCCAAGGCUGAGAACAUUAAGCAGUACAAAUGCCCAUCAUGCAGCUUGAAGAAGACAGGCCGUAGUCACUGAUGAUGGUACAAGGAGAUCAGAUGAAUUUUUUUACCUGGGUGGCUGACAUAGUAUAGCAAAUACUAUCUUUAAAAGUAUGGAAUCAAUCUGUAGUUAAAUUUGAUGCUAGCUGAUGGUUUGUUUAUACAGCACCUGUUUUACUUUUUUAAUGUGAUCCAAGAUUUUUCUUUUCUGUCUGGAAGUCUCCUUGUAUGUUCUUGUAUCAGAUAGUCUGGGUUUAUGAUAAAAUGUAUUCGGUAUUAGUUGCGUA